Messenger RNA from Blepharisma stoltei, 426 nucleotides. NCBI's taxonomy places the organism in Eukaryota, Ciliophora, Heterotrichea, Heterotrichida, Blepharismidae. The record is from the annotation of a GenBank genome assembly.
AUGAUAAAAGAAAUAACUAGAUCAAGAAGAAAGUCAGGUGGAGACAACUGGGAUUACAGAUGAAGCUAUUUGACUUCUUGAAUAUCUGAAAAUAGGAAUUUGGGAUCGGAAGGAAGGAAGCAAAGAGAACCAUUAAGUAUAAAAUAUAAUUGGAAUCAGUAUAUUACAAGAAUUGGGAGAGAAGUUCAUAAGGCGAUAUUGCUGUUUGUUAUACUAAAUGAAGGGAACGGUUUCCAUAUAUCUAACAAAACUCACAAAGAUCUCGCGAUUGACUAUAUUUUUAGGCUUAAGGGCUGGAUUGAACUCAAUUGCAUAUUCUCGGAGCCUAAGGCAUCUAACCCAAGCAAGUGUAUGCGAGGGUGAUGGAUGGUGAAGGGAGGAUGAAGUUCAUAUUAUUGAUGAUUGCUGCUCAUGUGAAAGUUAUAG